AUGAGUGUUCACACUCCACCCACACUCCUGAAACUGGCAAGGCAGGCUCUGCUGAGAGAUGAGACUUUGGACAUGUCGACUCUGGACAAACUGCCCAUGGAGCUCUUGCCAGCACUGUUCAUGGAAGCCUUCACUGGCAAACACGCUACUACUGUGAAGGCAAUGGUGGCAGCCUAGCCUUUCCCCUGUCUCCCUGUAGGGGCAUUGAUGAAGACUCCUGACUUGGAAACCUUCAAGGCAGUUCUAGCAGGAGUAAACACAUGGCUGCAAAGAAAGUUUCACUCCAGGGGAAAUCUUCAAUUUCUUGACCUGAGGAAGAAGCACCAUGAAUUCUGGAGCAUAUGGGCUAGGGCAGAGAAUGGUGACUGCUCAGCAGAGACCCCAGAUGAGCAGCAAGCAGUGAAGGUCCUUCCCAGAUAUGCACUGAGGCAGUGCCUGAAGGUGGUUGCUGAUAUUUGCCUCAAGCAGGACGUAGAUGAAGAAUAAACAUGCUUCUUCUUGCAGUGGGCCCAACAGAGAAAGAGUUCCAUCCAGUUCUGCUGUAUGAAGAUGACCAUCUGGUCUCUGCCUUUCCAUUUUGUCAAAAAGAUCUUGAAUAUUUUUCAUCCAGAGCAGAUCCAGGAAUUUGAACUGAACACAGAGUGGAAUGUGUUAAUGCCGGCAGACUUUGCUCCCUACCUAGGCCAGAUGAGAAAUCUUCACAAACUCUUACUGGCACCCAUUUACAAGAGUAUCAUCAUGCUUAGCAACAGGAACACAGACAGGGAAGAGAAGUAUAUCAACAAAAUCAUUUCUCAGUUUUCCAAUUUCAACUGUCUCCAGCACCUCUCCUUAAAGAGCAUCUACUUUCUCAAAGACCACUUCAAUGAGGUCCUCAGGUGCCUGAUGACCCCAUUGGAGACCCUGUCCAUCACUUACUAUUUCAUUUCACAGUCAAACCUGAAUUACUUCUCUGAGUGUCCAAAGCUCUUUCAGCUGAAACAUAUGGACAUGAAAGGUGUGGUUUUAGAGGCUUUGGAUCUUAUGCCUCUCCGAGUCCUCCUAGAGAAUAUGGCAGACACUUUGCAGUCCCUGGACAUGAAGUGUUGUAGGAUGAAGGACUCUCAGCUCACUGUGCUCAUACCUGCCCUCAGCAAGUGCUCCCAGCUGGCCAAGGUCAGUUUCUAUUGCAAUGACUUCUCCAUGUCCAUCCUGAUGGACUUUCUGCAGCACAUAGCCAACUUGAGCAAGAUAAACGUGGAACAGUACCCUGCCCCGCUUGAGUGCUAUGAUGAGUUUGGUUAUGUCUCCUUAGAGAGAUUUACACAACUUUGUACUGAUCAAAUAGAUAGACUCAGGGCCAUAAGGCAGCCCAAGUACAUCUCCUUUGCUACACAUCCGUGGCCUAGAUGUGGAGAGUGUUGUGUCUAUGGCAAGGGAUUCCAACUGUGUCUUUGCCAGCAGAGGCAGCAGUGCCUGAUGACCCCCCUGGAGACCCUGUCCAUCACUUACUGCAACUUUUCACAGUCAGAUCUGAAUUACUUCUCUGGGUGCCCGAAGCUCUUUCAACUGAAAUAUCUGGACAUGAAAGCUGUGGUUUUAGAGGCUUUGGACUUUAUGCCUCUCCAAGUCCUUCUAGAGAAUGUGGCAGACACUUUGCAGUCCCUGGACUUGAAGGCUUGUAGGAUGAAGGACUCUAAUCUCACUGUGCUCAUACCUGCCCUCAGCAAGUGCUCCCAGCUGGCCAAUGUCAGUUUCUAUGACAAUGACUUCUCCAUGCACAUCCUGAGGGACUUUUUUCAGCACACAGCCAACUUGAGGAAGAUGAAUGUUGAACAGUACCCUGCCCCUCUCGAGUGCUAUGAUGAGUUCGGAGUGCUAUGA
Molecule: messenger RNA, 1863 nt
Organism: Psammomys obesus (fat sand rat)
Lineage: Eukaryota; Metazoa; Chordata; Mammalia; Rodentia; Muridae
Product: PRAME family member 12-like
Cellular component (GO): cytoplasm
Source: RefSeq, a predicted model, not a curated record